Cavia porcellus (domestic guinea pig) is the source of this 4330-nucleotide messenger RNA. It is a transcript of the gene Col8a2, whose product is annotated as collagen type VIII alpha 2 chain. Gene Ontology annotation, molecular function: protein binding. The record is from RefSeq and is a predicted model, not a curated record. The transcript has 4 exons. The coding region runs from base 212 to 2320 and encodes 702 amino acids. Lineage: Eukaryota; Metazoa; Chordata; Mammalia; Rodentia; Caviidae.
CCCGCCCCGCGCCCUCCCCCGCCCGCUGUCCCGCCGACUCGCGCGCGGCGGCCGCAGAGCGACGCGGACCCCGAGCGCGGGCACGGAGCCCCUCGCCGCCGCCGGAGCCGAGCCCGGAGCCCGCGCCCGGCCACCCUCGAGCUGUCCUGCAGGCCCUGCCGCUGCUGGGAUCUUUCCCAGCCCUCCGACCUGAAAGCACACCAGGAACGCCAUGCAGGAGGCUCUGACGCCUCUGCCUACACUGCUGCUGCUCCUGCUGCUGCUGCUGGGGUGUGGGCCACGGGUGUCCUCCGGUGGUGGGGCUGGGGGGGCAGCAGGCUACGCCCCAGUGAAGUACGUGCAGCCUAUGCAGAAAGGACCCGUGGGACCACCGUUCCGCGAGGGCAAGGGCCAGUACCUAGAAAUGCCUCUACCUCUGCUGCCAAUGGACCUCAAAGGAGAACCAGGUCCCCCUGGGAAGCCCGGGCCUCGAGGCCCCCCUGGCCCUCCUGGUUUCCCAGGAAAACCAGGCACCGGAAAACCAGGGCUCCAUGGACAGCCUGGGCCUGCUGGCCCCCCUGGUUUCUCGCGCAUGGGCAAGGCUGGUCCCCCUGGGCUCCCUGGCAAGGCUGGGCCACCAGGGCAGCCAGGGCUUCGAGGAGAGCCAGGGAUACGAGGAGAUCAGGGCCUCCGAGGACCCCCAGGACCCCCUGGCCUCCCUGGCCCCUCAGGCAUUACUGUUCCUGGAAAACCAGGUCCCCAGGGGGUACCAGGCCCCCCGGGAUUCCGUGGAGAACCAGGGCCCCAAGGGGAACCUGGACCCCCAGGAGAUCGAGGUGUCAAGGGAGAUAAUGGAGUGGGCCAGCCAGGGCUGCCAGGAGCUCCUGGGCAGAGUGGUGCCCCUGGGGCCCCUGGCCUCCCAGGCCCACCUGGUGUGGGCAAACCAGGCUUGGAUGGGCAACCGGGGGCCCCUGGAGACAAAGGGGACUCUGGGCCUCCUGGAGUUCCAGGCUUGAGGGGGGAACCAGGAGCUGUGGGUCCAAAAGGUCCCCCUGGGGUAGAUGGUGUAGGUGUGCCAGGAGCAGCGGGGGUGCCAGGACCUCAAGGUCCAGUAGGGGCCAAAGGGGAGCCAGGGACCCGGGGGCCCCCUGGCCUGAUAGGCCCUACUGGUUAUGGUAUGCCAGGACUGCCAGGCCCCAAGGGGGACAGGGGCCCAGCAGGGGUCCCAGGGCUCUUGGGGGACAGGGGUGAGCCAGGGGAGGAUGGGGAACCAGGAGAGCAGGGCCCACAGGGUCUGGGGGGCCCCCCUGGACCUCCUGGGUCUGCAGGGCUCCCUGGUAGACGUGGGCCUCCUGGAGCAAAGGGAGAGGCAGGUCCUGAAGGGCCCCCAGGAGUACCUGGCAUUCGGGGUGACCAAGGGCCCAGUGGCCUGGCUGGGAAACCUGGGCUUCCAGGUGAGAGGGGACUUCCUGGCACCCAUGGACCCCCUGGGCCAGCUGGGCCCAAGGGUGAGCCAGGUUUCACAGGUCGCCCUGGGGGACCAGGAGCAGCAGGAGCUCUUGGUCAGAAGGGUGAGUUGGGGCUCCCUGGGCAGCCUGGCCUGCGGGGCCCUUCAGGAAUCCCAGGACUUCAGGGUCCAGCUGGCCCUAUAGGGCCCCAGGGUCUUCCAGGCUUGAAAGGUGAACCAGGCUUGCCAGGGCCCCCUGGAGAAGGGAAAAUGGGGGAACCUGGUUCUACUGGGCCCACAGGGCCCCCUGGUGUCCCUGGCUCCCCAGGGCUCACAGGCCCCCCUGGGCCUCCUGGGCCUCCGGGCCCCCCUGGUGCCCCAGGGGCCUUUGAUGAGACUGGCAUCGCAGGCUUGCAUCUGCCCAAUGGUGGUGUAGAGGGCGCCGUGCUGGGCAAGGGGGGCAAGCCACAGUUUGGGCUGGGCGAGCUGUCAACCCAUGCCACGCCGGCCUUUACUGCGGUGCUCACUUCACCCUUCCCUGCCUCAGGCAUGCCUGUCAGGUUUGACCGGACUCUUUACAAUGGCCACAGUGGCUACAACCCAGCCACCGGCAUCUUCACUUGCCCUGUAGGUGGUGUGUACUAUUUUGCAUACCACGUGCAUGUCAAGGGCACCAAUGUGUGGGUGGCCCUGUACAAGAACAACGUGCCAGCCACCUACACCUACGACGAAUACAAGAAGGGCUACCUGGACCAGGCAUCUGGAGGAGCCGUGCUCCAGUUGCGGCCCAACGACCAGGUCUGGGUGCAGAUGCCCUCGGACCAGGCCAACGGACUCUACUCCACCGAGUACAUCCACUCCUCCUUUUCAGGAUUCUUGCUCUGCCCAACAUAACCCCUGGGCAGCCCUGCUGCCCUGGCCUCCUCCUCUGUAGUGGUAGAGCGACCUUUUCAGUUACAAAGACCUCCAUUUAAAGAAAAAGACCAAAGGCUGAACAGAGGUGGCGGUGGCCUUGCCCCUACAUGUGGUUGAGAUUUUCUGGAGGGGCUGGCCUGAGUUCCUGUCACCUCCAUGUCUGAGCAGUGUCGAGGCUGUACUGUGUGCCUGCCCUGCAGGACCCUAGGAUAUUCAGCCCAACCCCCAUGAGUCCUGGACGCCGGUGGUCCUUGACAGGCAGGGGGGGCUGGGCUCCCUCAUCCCUUUGCCUGGUGGCCCCUGGAGAGCACCUGCUCUAGGAGUUGGGUUCUUCCAGUUCCCUGGGGACAUCCUGCAUGUGAUAGUGGGUCAUCUUCAGGGGAAAGGGAGAAAAGGGUGACCUUGCAAGUGGAUAGUGUGGAUACUUUGCCAGGAACUCAACCCCAGGAUGAUGCUGUUGCACGAGUCUGUCCAUGGCAGGGACAAUUGUAGGGCCUCUGCAGGUUUCUGGGAGGGUGGAAACCUUUUCUGCUUCAGCAACAGUCAUGAGGAAAGGUGAUCCUCCGAGGGGAGGACAGAUGGCUGCUCCUCCUCCUCCCCACUUUGUUUAGCAUGAGGACAACGCACAGGCCCCUGGGGACUGCUGUGGGCUGCGAUGUGUCUGGAAGUGUGCCCACGGUGUGGACUAAGGGCAGCAAGCAUGCAUACUCCUGUCUCCCCUUUCACCUGCCGGGGUCCAGCCUCAAGCCAGAUUGUAAGAGGGUCCUUGCUGUCCCCAACCCAAGUGUCUCAAAGGCAAGGCACCUCUCAGCUGGCCAUGAACAAGACACACAAGCUUGAGGAUGAAGCUCCCAUUUGCUUUCCUUAAUAAGAAUCACGUGUGGAUAUAUGUCCCUCCUAGAGGGGUUAAUCUGUGGGGGAGUCCUCUGCUUGCACCUCUGGUUCCAAUUUCCUGUUCUAAGCAGGAUUAAGGCCUGGGAGGCCAAGGCUCUCAGAGGAAGGGUGCUGUGUUUGCCAUUCUCCCAUUAGGGCGCCUCUGCAGGAAGCAGCCGCCCCUCCCCCACUUCAGUGCAAGGUCCCCCCACAUUGGUACCGAGGACAGUGAUGGUGGAUGGUGACCCGAGGAAACAUGGUCACCUACCUUUGAGGUUUCACUCACUCCUCACCAAGCUAACACUUCCCUGUAUCAAAGGUGAGCUCUGCUCUGACUCUGGCCAGUUCGACUUUCGAAAGGGGAGGAUGACUGGUGACCUCUGACUGGCCAUGCUGUGGUCCCCCCAGCUCCCUGACAGCCAGCUGUCCUUCCCGCCCUCAGCUGCUCCAAAGUGGGCUACUUUAGCUUUCAAAGGGAAGAAUGCAAAGCCGAAUCUGCCCAAGUGAGACUCAGAAGAGGUUUUGGCUGGGGUUCAUGGUGGACUUCUCCCUUCCCAAUGCCAAGAGAAAACAAGGAGUCUCAGCAGGCCUGGUGGGGUUCUUUCUCUGCUCAAUCUCCUUCCCUGGGUCAAGCCACUAUAAUCUGACUCCCUAAGGAUGGGUGGUGAUCCCCACAAAUUAGCUUCCAGUGGGAGACCAUGGAACGAAAGAGGUCCCAAAGGAAGCCCAAAAGCAGUUUCAGAGCUGAGUGUUUGCCAGGUUUCACCCCUGAAGUCCUUAGGGGGUGGCUGAUGUUUCUGAAGUGUUCAUGGAAUCUGAGGUGCAGGUAUUGUUACCUGACUUGCUUUGAUAAACAGUGUCAGGUUUUACCUAUGAAACAUGCAUUACUUUGUACAUUUUUGUAUUCUAAUUCUUAAUUUUUUUUUAAGAUGAAGGUUUAAAUGUUUCUUACUAGUAAUUUCAUUUCUAACCUGGUGUAAGAAGUUUAGUUCUCUAUUUACAUGUGCCCUGUGUCACAGAUUUGGGAAAAAUGCCCUGGGGGACCAAAAAAAGGGGGGGGUUCAUUUUGAAAAGAAAAACACUAUUGACACACUUCAAUAAAACCUGUCCUGUAAA